AUGAUUGAUGAUGAUGAUGAUGAUGAUGAUGAUGAUGAUGAUGAUGAUGAUGAUGAUGAUGAUGAUGAUGAUGAUGAUGAUGAUGAUGAUGAUGAUGAUGAUGAUGAUGAUGAUGAUGAUGAUGAUGAUGAUGAUGAUGAUGAUGAUGAUGAUGAUGAUGAUGAUGAUGAUGAUGAUGAUGAUGAUGAUGAUGAUGAUGAUGAUGAUGAUGAUGAUGAUGAUGAUGAUGAUGAUGAUGAUGAUGAUGAUGAUGAUGAUGAUGAUGAUGAUGAUGCAUGA
This is a messenger RNA of Schistosoma turkestanicum, 279 nucleotides long. The record is from the annotation of a GenBank genome assembly. NCBI's taxonomy places the organism in Eukaryota, Metazoa, Platyhelminthes, Trematoda, Strigeidida, Schistosomatidae.